Molecule: messenger RNA, 546 nt
Organism: Lactuca virosa
Lineage: Eukaryota; Viridiplantae; Streptophyta; Magnoliopsida; Asterales; Asteraceae
Source: the annotation of a GenBank genome assembly
AUGUGGGAUUUUAUGAUUGAGAAAGUGAAGAUUGAGAUCUACAAGAAAGAAAAACGUCCAACAUCUCAAAUAAGUUGCUUUUAUGAUGUUGUGCAUCGUAUUUUAGUGGCUCGAUGGGCGAAGAAUAACACUCGCCUACAUUGUUUAGAUCACUCUUUACAUCCAAGAUAUUAUAGUGACGCAUGGUUACCGGAGGAUUCUACAAGAUGUGCUCCACAUAGGGAUGGAGAAAUUUCACAAGAAAUGAUGAAAUGUUUUCGAAUGUUUUUUCCUAAUGAUGAUGAGUAUAGCAAAGUCUUUGAUGAGUAUGCAAUGUUUUCAAUGAAGAGUGGUCCUUUUGAGGAUUUAACAAGCAUUUCAAAGAUGGCUACUAUGGAACCCAAGAAUUGGUGGGUUAACUUUGGUGCUCAAACUCCUUUUCUCCAGACUUUGGCUUUUAGAUUACUUGGACAACCUAGUUCUUCUUCUUGUGUUGAGCGUAAUUGGAGUACUUAUGCAUUUAUUCACUCACUUAAGAGGAACAAGUUGACUACAAGUCGUGCUUAA